This is a messenger RNA of Necator americanus (New World hookworm), 1074 nucleotides long. RefSeq lists its product as uncharacterized. The transcript has 9 exons. Lineage: Eukaryota; Metazoa; Nematoda; Chromadorea; Rhabditida; Ancylostomatidae. Bases 1 to 1074 code for a protein of 357 amino acids. Gene Ontology annotation, molecular function: nucleic acid binding. Gene Ontology annotation, cellular component: membrane. The record is from RefSeq and is a predicted model, not a curated record.
AUGCCCAAUCCCCACUAUUAUCCCGACCUUGCCGCCUUACACUACCAAUUAUUCGAACCCUUCAAGGUUUUCCUGGAUAAGAAAAUCCCCAUCAAGUUUGAAGAAGUCGAACGGGCGAUCAGCGACUUCUUCGACUCCCAGUCUCCCCAGUUCUGCAAGAAAGGGAUUGUUAACUUGCCCGUUAGAUCACGCCGAUCAAUUGGCUUAAAUCGUGAGAUGUUGACAGUGGGCACAAAGCUGCAUUCCGUCACCUUUUUGUUCCCACCAAAUCGUGAGCGUGAGGGAAUCAAAUCGCGGAGGUCCUGCUUCUCAGCGCGCUCCAUUCAACACAUAUUGGCACUGCGUGUCUCACGCAUCGAUGUAAUUUUGACGAACUCUUCAGCAGCUACGUCCUGUUUGAUUCUGCUGCUGGUGUUAAUGCCGCUAAGAAUGCAAUUGAACUACUUGAAAGGAACUCGGUUGUCUGAGGCCAGCACAGUUAAGAUGCUGUCGGUGUUGAAAGCGCUGGCGCAGUGUCAUGUCGUUCUGGGACUGAUAAUGUUGAUUCUGUCGACCUUAGCUGAUUAUGUUAGCAGUCGCAUCAAUACAAUUCGGAUGUAUGGAUUAGAAGAGUGCUGUUCAUUCUACUUCAUUGUAACCGGGUUAGUUGGUCUGUGUGGUGCAGCUUCGUAUAGGAGAGGAUUAGUGAUUACGUUUUUGGUUAUGUCAAUCCACGCCAUAAUUAUUUUCGUACCUGCGAUUAUUAUUGUCUCCAGUUUUGAUAUCCAUUUUUAUCAGCAUGAAUGCUGGGGGGAAUGCGACUGGCAUUUGUUAGCGACCUCACUUCCGCGAAACAGUCGAUGUCAGAUCAUGUGCGGAGAUCACGUUGAUGACAAUAUGAGAGUAUCUAUGACUAGAUUGGGAACCGAUUACCGUCUCGACGCGGGGCUUAUUGCAGCUGCAAUCCUGGAAUUGUUACUCGCACUGGCAACCACCAUUAUUUCGUCGAGGACUAUUUGCAGUGCGGUGCGGGGUCCGUCUGUAGAGAUGGUUCCGUUGAACGGGGACACGACAUCAAUAUCACGCGGUCCUUAA